AGAACUGAAACUUAUUCCAAAAAAUGACCACUAACACUGAGUCAGGGUGAAAGAGAAGGAAGCCGAAUUAAUGUAUGACGUCUCCUAAUGUCACCAACAGCGCUGAAGUGACAUACAACCGCGUUAUUUUGAAAUUUCAAGACGAGCAGGUGUUAGGAAUUAGCCGGUUGGCUUUCAUUUACAGCUGUGGCGCCAUGCUUGAAGGCUACACCCCUGUGACCCAGGCCCUGCUGGGGACUCUGUUCACCUGGGGUCUGACCGCCGCCGGAGCCGCCCUGGUGUUCGUCUUCUCCAGCCGCCAGAAGCGCAUCUUGGAUGGAAGUUUAGGCUUUGCAGCUGGGGUAAUGUUGGCUGCUUCCUAUUGGUCGUUGCUUGCGCCAGCGAUCAACAUGGCCGAGGAUUCUGGGAAGUACGGAUCUUUUGCUUUCAUACCUGUGGCUGUGGGAUUCACACUUGGGGCGGCCUUUGUGUUUUUUGCUGACCUGGCCAUGCCCCUGCUGGGUGUCGGUGCGGACCCCCAAACUGCCCUGGCCCUGCCCCCCGACUCUAAGAUGGACAAAGAGAAAGCCGAGGAGCCGUCGUUCGAGCCCACUGAGUCUGACGAGAUGAGCAUCAGGAUAGGUAGAGCCGGACCUCACUCAGAUAAAAUGGAGAACGGAGAUGUCCACCAGAGGAGGAGAGGCCAACAUACAGUCAACUCAGACGAACAGGAAACAGAAAUUAAACAACAGCAAGUGGUUGGGAAGACAGGAAGCAGCUGGCGACGUGUUCUCCUCCUCAUCCUUGCCAUCACCAUCCACAACAUCCCAGAGGGCUUGGCUGUGGGAGUUGCAUUUGGAGCCAUUGGAAAGACCUCAUCUGCAACUUUUGAGAGCGCCAGAAAUUUGGCCAUUGGUAUCGGCAUCCAGAAUUUCCCAGAAGGCUUGGCAGUGAGCCUGCCGCUGCGGGGUUCAGGGGUCUCGGCGUGGAGGUCCUUCUGGUAUGGCCAGUUAAGCGGCAUGGUUGAGCCUGUUGCCGGGUUACUGGGCGCCCUCGCUGUCGUUAUGGCAGAACCUCUGUUGCCGUAUGCGCUGGCAUUUGCUGCCGGGGCGAUGGUCUACGUGGUGGUCGAUGACAUCAUACCAGAGGCUCAAGUCAGUGGAAACGGGAAGCUGGCCUCCUGGACCUCCAUCCUGGGCUUCGUAGUGAUGAUGUCAUUAGACGUGGGCCUGGGCUAAGGUUGCCAGGGUAACCGGUGCAAUGUCAACAGGACCCUCAAUGGCCACGUUGUCAUGACAGUGAUGCUGACCUCAGUUUCUUUUUUUGUUUUUUUUUAAAGGGACCAAAUGGGGUGUUUUAUUCUGAAACACUGUUUGUACGUUUUGUUUGAAUUGUUGCUACUUGAAAUGUACUAAUUCAGAAACAGAACUAUUUUGUUAAACACUUAAGGGCAACUGUACUUGAAUGAUUAUCUUUGUGUGGUAAUGACUUUAUCGAUAAUGAAAAUACUCCUGAUUGCAGAGCUGGUGAAUGUUUAAUGAGAGGAUGCUGCUUUUGGAGUUUUACUUUGGCAGAGACUUGGUUUUAAAGCAAGAACUCUGUUAGGAAUGUUGUUGUUUUUUUUAAGUUUGCGUCUUCCAGUUUUUGUAUUUCCUCAUGAUGGCAAUAUUUGAAGUCUGGUUUUUGAUUUGAUCAUGUGUGGGACCGUGAAUGAAAAUUUGUUUUUUUCUUCUUUAAUUCUGCAAGACAGUAUGAUGUGCUGAAAUAUGAAGUUCUUUAUGGGACUUGUUUAAGCUCCAUGUUCUACAUCCGACCAUUUGUUACUGUGUAUAUAUGACAAUUAUUUGACUCACUCUGUCGUAUUUUAAGCCAUUUACUUUGUCCUCUUUUACAACAAUCUCAAACAAUAUUCUCCCUUUUAACCAUCUCCUGCCAUCUACAGGUCAGUCUGAAGAAUCACACGUUGUGGCCUUCGUCUAAUUAUUUAAAUGCUGUUGAAGUUGAUGAAUUAUUACGUGAUGAGUAUUUAUAUAAUUAAACAGCCAAGUAAUUCUCAGUUUUCCUCA
Molecule: messenger RNA, 2045 nt
Organism: Hippoglossus stenolepis (Pacific halibut)
Lineage: Eukaryota; Metazoa; Chordata; Actinopteri; Pleuronectiformes; Pleuronectidae
Product: zinc transporter ZIP11
Exons: 10
Coding region: 75-1217 (380 amino acids)
Biological process (GO): zinc ion transmembrane transport
Cellular component (GO): membrane
Molecular function (GO): zinc ion transmembrane transporter activity
Source: RefSeq, a predicted model, not a curated record